CUAUGUGGAUAUUUGUUAGCAAUGACUGAUGUGGAAUCUACAUAUGCAGACUUUAUUGCUUCAGGAAGAACAGGUAGAAGAAAUGCAUUACAUGACAUCCUUGUGUCCUCUCCGGGUGGGAACUCUAGUGAACUAGCCUUAAAGUUGUCAGAGCUUGAUAUAAACAAAACUGAAGGAGAAGGAGAUGCACAACGAAAUCCAAGUGAGCAAACUGGGGAGGCCCAAGGGGAGGCAGCAAAGCAAGAAAGCUGA
Messenger RNA from Cinclus cinclus, 252 nucleotides. RefSeq names its product cAMP-dependent protein kinase inhibitor alpha (gene PKIA). Gene Ontology annotation, cellular component: cytoplasm; nucleus. Gene Ontology annotation, molecular function: cAMP-dependent protein kinase inhibitor activity. The record is from RefSeq and is a predicted model, not a curated record. Lineage: Eukaryota; Metazoa; Chordata; Aves; Passeriformes; Cinclidae. Gene Ontology annotation, biological process: negative regulation of cAMP-dependent protein kinase activity. Bases 22 to 252 code for a protein of 76 amino acids. The transcript has 2 exons.